UAUUCGCUUUUUAGACAGCUUUUGAUCACAGAAUAGAAAAACAUGUUGAUGGAUCGAUUGUUUUUGUUUAUAUUUCAGAUUUUUUUGAAUCGCUCUGCUCUUUUUAAUAAAGGGUAUUUAUUGCUUCUGAUGCUGUAAAUAUACCUAAGUGUGAUUUUUGAUUUAUAUUAAACAAAUGUCUGAAGUUCAUAACUUCUGCCGACUAUGUAUGGAUACAAAAGUUUUAAAGAAUAUGUUCGUGGAAAACCUGAGUUCUAAAAUCUUUUCAUGUGUGGAAAUACAGGUUCAUCCGGAUGAUGGCUUGCCUCAAUGUAUUUGUGUAAAAUGUGAACAAAAUAUCAAUAGCUUCUAUAAUUUCAAACAGAAAUGUUCUGAAAUAAAUAAUAAACUGAAGAGUUCUUUAGAAGCACAAGAACUGGAUUCCAAGUCCUCAAGUGAUGUAGAAACAACCAUUAAAAUUGAGUAUGAUUUUAGUAACAGUGAUUUAAAAGACACAUUAGAGUCAUGGCUAGGAGGUGAUGCUCGACCAUUUAACCACCAUUACCUAGAAGAAGAAUUAACUAACCUAGAAGAUGAAAUAAAUAGUUCCUUUUUAGACAAAAAACAUACUUCUGAAGACAAUAUUCAUGAAAGUAAACCAUGUUAUGAGAAAAAGCAGAAUAAGAAAACAAAAGAACAAAUUGUAUAUCAGUGUGAACUAUGUGGUAACAUAUACAAAACAAGGUCUAUCUUAGAGACUCAUCUUAAAUCUCACACAGGGGUGAAGCUAUACUCAUGUAGUGUAUGUCCAAAGAGGUUUACAAGAGCUGCACACAAAAUUGUCCACAUGAGAGCUCACAUGGGCAUAAAGCCAUAUAUUUGUGAAAUUUGUGGGAGAUCAUCUACAAAAAGACAAGACCUAAUCAGGCAUUUACGUAUCCACAGUGACGAGAAAAAGUACAAUUGCCCCACUUGUGAUAGAAAAUUCAAAAGAUCUGGUGAUGUGCAUGCACACAUGAGGACUCAUACGGGUGUGAGGCCCUUCCACUGCCCCAACUGUGACAAGUGUUACACAUCACAAAGUGGAUUACGAAAACAUUAUAAAACUCAUUGUAAUAGUAAAGCUUUUGUUAACAACCUCUUAUCUAAAGCCAGUGCAGAAUAGUUGAAUAAGUUUAGUUUAUUUAUAAAUUAAAGAUCUCUUAUUUAAA
Plutella xylostella (diamondback moth) is the source of this 1190-nucleotide messenger RNA. RefSeq lists its product as uncharacterized. Gene Ontology annotation, cellular component: nucleus. The record is from RefSeq and is a predicted model, not a curated record. Lineage: Eukaryota; Metazoa; Arthropoda; Insecta; Lepidoptera; Plutellidae. Gene Ontology annotation, molecular function: zinc ion binding. Gene Ontology annotation, biological process: regulation of gene expression.